Molecule: messenger RNA, 1475 nt
Organism: Diaporthe batatas
Lineage: Eukaryota; Fungi; Ascomycota; Sordariomycetes; Diaporthales; Diaporthaceae
Exons: 2
Coding region: 247-1125 (292 amino acids)
Source: RefSeq, a predicted model, not a curated record
CAAAAGAGCCGGCGCGCCAAGGCACCGGCACUUCGAUCCAGUGUGACGGGUCCCUGGCGUGUAAUAAUGUCGGGCAUUGGACGAAGUCGACCUCUCCUUGGGCAUUUUUGCCCAUGUCUUCCACAACCUGGGGUCUUCCACAACCUGGCAGUCUGGAUCUAACCCUAACAGCGGAUCUUGUUACCAUUUGAGGAGGCGAACUGACUCACUGGCCGACCUUACGACGAGGCCGAGGAGCUACCCGGUAUGGCUGUGCUCAAGCGCUUCGUGCUCUUCGCCGCGCUGUCGUGCACAUACGGGCUCGGUAUGGCGCAGAGUGGCGAAAGCAGCAGCAGCAGCAGUAGCAGCAGCAAGACAAAGAUCCUACAGACGACCAACUACAUCGACACUAUCGAUGGCUACAGCUCUCUAUCAUCAUGUGCCAUAGAGGUUCUGUCGACCAUCGUCCGGGGCGAGUUCAGCGGCUGCGGUGGGUGGGAUAAUAUGCUAACGAGCUACACCUGCUUCUGCACCGAUUCCUACUCUUUCAUGAGCUCGGCGAUCUCGACAGACGUUAUCGAAAGCUGCGACAGCGGGGUAACGGCAAGUGCACAAGCGACGAGUGCCUUGGCAAUUUUCGACGAGUACUGCGCGCUGGGCGUGGAAGCGGGGCUCGAGCCGACGCCAGAAUCCGGCCGCGACGACAAUCCCACCGCCACGCCGGGCGCAACAGGCGCGGCGGCCACGUCAACGCAAGCAGCGGACGCCGAGGCCGCCGCCAACUCAGCGCGGACCGCCGCCAUCGCCGCGGGGGUCGUGGUCCCCGUCGUCGUGAUCGCGGUGGCCGUCAGCGCGUGGCUGAUCUGGCGGAAACGCAGGAGGGCCAACGCUGGCAACUGGAACCAAUGGAACGAGGGCGGCGACACGGGGAACCACUCGGCGUACGGCAGCGCCCCCGUCCGCGACGCCAACGCCGUCGAGGCGCCGACAUAUGAGCACAAGACCGUCGAGUCGCCAUAUUCGCCGCACACACCUUCGGAGAUGUCGCCCAAUCAGCAGUACAGCCCCCACCAGGAGUUGUCGGCACCUCAGCACAGCACGUCCGAGAUGCCUGCGAACAACUACCGAUCAGAACUUCCUGGUUGAUUGGCGGCAUACAUGAAAUCAUUCUACAUGGGGAACCAAUGCCGCCACGCCUCCCAUCGUACCUCCAGCUCAGUGAUUUGGAGUCUCCUUAGGCGAGGAGCAUGAUGUCCGCGAUGGGCUUCUCACUGCUCUCAAGUGCUGAUAACGGCAUCGGACAUGUACAUUGUGUACAAUGGAGCCAAAAUGCAUAUAAACUAACUGGCGAACUCACAUGCGUCAUUGGAAAGGGUUGUCGAUAAAGGGCUGAACAUAGGUAUCGGAAUCUUAACAGUAUUUCUUUGGGAGUGGUGAUGAAGCGUUGUAUAUUCAUUGAUGAUAGACUGUGUACACUUGUUCACAUUGAAUCACAA